UGACAUUUUGUGCCGUUUGAUGGAUAAUCACAAAUCAAUGUAACUCUUUAUGUAAUCGGAAAAGGCUCUCAAUUGGAUGGAAGACCAAAAGAAAGGUCUACAACAUUCAAGAAGUUUCAAGAACAAAUUACAAACCAAAGUUCGUGGAAGAACCUUUUAAUUUUAUGCUCAAUAUUGUCUGAAUAUUCCAACAUUUUCUGUGGACGUUAAAUUUGGUCCCAUUAGUAAAUAUUCAACCACAUAAGUAGCAUUUUAGGUCAGAAGAAAGGUCAUUUUCAUGAUUGAAAUUCUAAGUUGGUACGUAGAAGCAAACAAAGUAGGUUUCCAGUUUUCCUCUUGAUGUUUUACAAACUAAUCCUUCAUUCUAUAUAACCCUCAACUUCCUCCAGGAAAAAUAUAAGCACUUUGAGUUGACAAAAAAAAAUCUUUCAAUCUUCAAAAAAAAAAAAAAAAAAAAUCCUUCUUGAUCUUUACUAUUUUUGGGAAAGUGAUCGAUAUGUCUCCCUUAAACACUAGUAACUUGCAUCAAAUUUUCGACAAGCUUGACAGGAAUGGAGAUGGUUUCUUGAGUUUGGAUGAAAUAACUUGGCUUCUUGAUAGAAUUGGUGCAAAAACUACUGAGGAUGAGCUUGAGUUGCUGUUGGGGCGAAAGGAUCUAGAUCGUGUCGAUUUUGCGAUUUUCUGUGACAUUGUCAUCAAGGGAAGGAAGAACAGCAGCAGCAGCAGUGUUAACGGGAGUGUGAUUGAAGGAGGAGGAGAAAAGGUGAAUGAGAAUCAUCUCUUGGAGAAGGAUCUUUUCAAAGCUUUUGAGGUCUUUGAUUUGAAUGGUGAUGGAUUCAUCUCCAGUGAAGAGUUGGAAAACGCAUUGUGCAAUUUGGGAUUGCUGGAUGAAAAAUGUGACAAGGAUUGCGAGACUAUGAUUAAAGUUUACGACAGUAAUUGUGAUGGAAAGCUGGAUUUCGAAGAGUUCAAGAACAUGAUGUUUUCCCCUUCCUAAACGACUAAUUUGUAUUGCACAUUUUACUUCUAAAAUUGGUACCAAAACUCGUAGAUUGUAAAUAUGAAAGUUCAAGACGCUUAAUCAACCCCCAGAAGCCAUAUUCUCAUCGUUAUAGGUGUUCGAGUGAAAGCUGGAUUUUGAAGAGUUUCAAGAACUAUUUUCUUUCUUCUUCUUUUUUUUUUUUUUUUUUUU
This is a messenger RNA of Oldenlandia corymbosa var. corymbosa, 1192 nucleotides long. The record is from the annotation of a GenBank genome assembly. NCBI's taxonomy places the organism in Eukaryota, Viridiplantae, Streptophyta, Magnoliopsida, Gentianales, Rubiaceae.